UCGAGUGGCAGCUCCGUGGUCAAUGUGCCAGUUGGUCGCGCGAGAGACUUGGGAGCGGUGACAGCAGCUCGACAGAGACGGGCCUCGGAUGUGACCGACAUCGGGAACACAGCGCCGGGGGGAUGAGCGGCUGGCUCGGCUGCUGCGAGUGUCUGCAGCGGCGCGCCAUGGCUCCGGCGCGGCGGCACGGCGCCGCCCUGCCGGCCGCGCCGCCGCCGCACCAGCACGGACAUCACAACGCCGCCUUUCUGGGGGACGAGGAGGUGACCACGCCGCCGCCGCCGCCGCCGGACCAGCAGCCUCAACAGCAGCCUCAGGAGCCCGGCGGAGUCACGGCGGAGUCGGCGAGCGAACCACCCUCACCGUCACCGACCGCAGAGCGGUACCGCGUCGUCCCGCAACUGGUUCGGCCCCAGUUCCGGGAGAUCUGCGACCUGCGGGACCAGCGGCCCGGCCUGGUCCGGCGCUCCACCAAACAGACCCGCCCCGGCCGCUCGCCGAACGGCUCACGGUCUCCUCACGGCCCGGCCGCCUGGCUCGGUUUCGGCUCGUCCGAGGAUCGUCCGCCGGCGGCUGCCAGUUCGGGGCCGUUUCUACCGAAUCACCGUGAUAUAGACACAGAGUGGCCCACUGAGGAGCUCGUGGUGCUGGACCCGCAGCGGCGCGUCAGCCUCCUGGAUAACAUCCCCGAGACGAGUGAGACCAACGUGACUGGCGAGGGAGCAACGACUGAGGGCGAGAAGCGGCCCGACGGCGGUCCGGGGGGCGCGUGUGAGCGCUCCAAGUCUGUGCCGCCGGGUCACUCGGUGAAAUGGGAGGACGAUGUCGUCCCGGCGGGAUCUCCCGGCGCCGACCGGACCGAGAGCCCCUCGGCGAGUCCUCAGAGACCAGCUCGGACCCGCGCCGCUUCUCUGGGCACGCCGCGCCGGCUGACGUUCGCCAGGUUCCGGCGGCGCUCCUCCCAGCGGCGACAGUCGUCGGACAGCGGCGGCGCGUCGACUGGCCGAGAGCAGAGCCGGGAGCGCAGCUGGCUGCGGCGGCUGUCCCGGGGCAGACCGAGCACCGCUCUGCGGGCCGAUCAGCCGCCCGAACAGCCCUCAGAGUCGGCGGCACAGACGGCAUCUGCCAACCGCAGUCAGGCCGCCCGACACUGGGACCUGGUGAGGACCAACUUCGACCUGGACGCGCCGCUCACAGAGCACUGGGGGUUCCUGGAGUCGGUGGUGACCGAGUUUGAGAAGGUGGACGCCAAGACGUACACGGAACACCUGCACGAGCAGUCACCGCUCAGCAGCUCGUCCAGUGAGGAGGAGGUGCCGGACGCGCUGGAGGCACAGCUCCUGCUGAAGCUCGCCCAGGCCGAGAAGAUUCGGCCCAGGAAGGUGUCCGUGUCCCGGCGGUGCGUUCAGAACGAGCGGAGAAGACGCAGAUCGGAGCAGAUGGCCUCGUCCGGAGAAGAACCAGCCAGCGGGGCCGAGCAUGGCGAAGAGUGUCAGAAGGAGGGUAAUAAGGACCAAGAGCGUGCUGUGGUAUCUGAGGACUUUCCUGUUCCGCCAAAGGCAGAAACUGAGGAGAAAGUGUCUGUUCCACCAGUAACGGAGGCAUCAGAAGACCCAGUGAAGCCCUGUUCCGAAAGGGCAGCGAAACCCAGUGCAGAGGAGCCCCGUGUGCCCCCGCUUAUCUCUGAGGUCGACCCCAGCGCCGAUAGACAGUCAUCUCCGACCCAGCGGGCCUCCAGCUGCCCUCCGCCUCGCGUGGAGCCGCCCGCGCCGCCCGCCGCCGACCGCCGGCGGCGCGGCUCCCUGCUCAGCCGCCUGCUGGGUCUGCCGACCGGUCAGUCGCGGCGUCCCUCGCUACCGGCACCCGUCAAACCACCGCCCGCCGCCGCUCCUCCUCCGUCUGAGGAGGACCAUGAGGUUCACCAUCCGACCUGGUUUGAGCGCACCGCCGGCCCGGAGGCAGCUGCCGGCCCGACGGCCGACCGGCGAGCGCUCAGUCGCCGCCGAGCCACCGUGGCUGAGGUAUCUCUCAAAGAGUUCCUACACGAGGUGGAUGAGCGCGCCCAGCACCUCCGAGACGAGGAGUUCUGCGGCGCCGACCCGUACGAGGUGUUAGCACCCGAACAGAAAGCCGCGGAUGAUGACCACGUAGUGCCGCUGCUGAAUACCUCCCGCUGCGUGAAGUUGAUGCUGGAGGACGCGGAGAGGAGGCUGGAGAGGGAGUACGGUACCGGCGGGUCGAGGUCGCCCUCUCCCAGACCGUCCCAGUGCCCGACGCCGCGCCGCUGUGCCGGGGAGGGGAGCGGAGGGACGCGGGAGGGACAGCAGGCCGGCACUAGCAGUAGUCCACCAGACAGGACCGGGUCGACGGCAGCGGGCACAUCAGCGGUGGGAGGAGGAGCUGGGUCUCCAGACAGGCAGCCGAGCACAUCCAGAGCAGGAUCACCGGAUAAACAGAUAGCCAGCACUUCGGGAGCAGGGUGCCCGGAUAAAUCGCCAACUACCUCGCGUUCAACAUCGCCGGAUAAACAGGUUGGAGCCGCGAUCAGCUCCCUAGAAAACGAAGACAGCGAGGCGCACUGUGCUAACGAGGCAGAGGAGACGACUGAUGGCGCCGGUCCGUUAGAAGAGCGAGCCACCGUCAGCCCGGAGGGCGGACCAGCGGAGUGUCCCAGUCUCAGUCCGAGGAGCACCCCUCCACCGGAGGACCGGCGCGGCCGCCGUGACACGACCUCCGAGGUCACUGGGAGUCAGCGCCGGGCGCAGUCCGUCCCACCGCCCGGGACCAAACUGGGGAGGCUGCCCGCCUACCUCACCAACAUCCAGCACGAGAUGGCGACGGUGGCUGAGACGCUCAGAGCCAAACUGCAGGCAACUCUGAGCUCAUCGCACGACUCAGAACCGUCCACAUCCAGGGAAAGAUCUCCACCGAAAUCAGCCAGAAUACGGAGAACCUCCCGGAGUUCGUCCAUGAGUUCGGACGCGGCGCGGCCUGCUGCAGAGCUGGACCGGCUGGCUGCCAGACCUGUCCCCUCAGCGACCCCCACACCGCGAAACGCGAUAGCUCAGCCGACUGAGGAGCCGUCACCGGUUGACUCUGCGCCCGAGUCCUCCCCCGAGCUGACCCCCACCAGCACCGUGGCCCUGCCGCCCACCCCAGCCCCGAAUAUGGCCCUGGUGGGGUACCAGCAGAUGGCGCUGGCCCUGGCUCGCCACUCGACCGUCGGCUACCGAGACCUGGCGAUAGCCCUGGCGCGGCGGGAGCCCUCCCCGAGUCAGUGUCAGGGUGUGCAGACGUCUCCCCGGUCCGCCUCCCCGGCAGACUGUCGACCCGGGCCGUCCGCCGGACAGUCACGGUCAGCGCAGACUUCUCCCGGGGUCAGCACACCGGCAGAGACGGCCCUCGGCUGUGGACAGUGUCCGGAGUGUACAGGGAGAGUGCCGACUGGUCAACAAAGUGGCACUCCGGGUGGAACUUCGGCUACCCAGUGUGCUCCUACCUGUCCAAGGAAGGGCUCCUGCACCCAAGGUGCACCCUCUAAGGCCAAUGGUGUACCCAUAACCAAUGGAACACCUUCGAUCACCAACGGAGCUCCUCCAGCCUCUCAAUGCGCUCCCGAGUGCCAGCAGAGCGCCUCCUGCUCCCAGGGUACACCCUGCUCCGGGUGCGCCGUCUGUCCCCACUCCAGCCCCGCACCGGCCUCUGAUCCAGCCCCGGAGAGCCCGCCCCGCGCCUCCCCGCCCUCCGGCGGUGCUGUGUGGACGGUCGCCGUCUGGGAGCCGCCCGUUCUAGCCGCCCCGCCGGCCCGCCUGCUCGCCUACGGUCAGCCGAGCUGGGUGGCGCGCCAGCAGAGCUCCGGGGAGGCUGCCGAGCUGCGCCGCCGGCUGGACAGCGGUCAGCGGGCUGCCGGCAGGAGGCGGGACUCACUGCUGAGGAGACGGGCCGAGAGAGCCGCGCAGAUGGCCGGGCAGAGCGGUCGGCACGGCGGAGAUCACGAGAGGGCGGACGCGCCGCGCCGACCCUUCUGGAGGUGAUCGACACAGACGGUACGAGCUGGAGCGCCGCUGCCGCUUCUGGGGGCAGAGAGAGGUGCGGUCAGCGGUGGGAAAUGACGAGCGAACCGAAGCACGCCCGUGAUUUGUUUGAUGUACUGGGUGGGACAGUGAUGCCCACCAAAUCUCAGCUGUUUUUAUAUCUUGUCUAUCCGUCAAAAUGGUCUGUGUAGUCUAGAGUUGGUUUGGAUAUCUGGAACCGCGCGAUGUCUUCUUUUUUGUUGUUGAAAUAUCACAGUUAUCGACGAA
Messenger RNA from Amphibalanus amphitrite, 4301 nucleotides. RefSeq names its product SH3 domain-containing protein C23A1.17-like. The record is from RefSeq and is a predicted model, not a curated record. The transcript has 3 exons. Lineage: Eukaryota; Metazoa; Arthropoda; Thecostraca; Balanomorpha; Balanidae. The coding region runs from base 123 to 4034 and encodes 1303 amino acids.